Oldenlandia corymbosa var. corymbosa is the source of this 1689-nucleotide messenger RNA. NCBI's taxonomy places the organism in Eukaryota, Viridiplantae, Streptophyta, Magnoliopsida, Gentianales, Rubiaceae. The record is from the annotation of a GenBank genome assembly.
AUGAAUGGAGUUUUUGUAAGGAGUGUUCAAAAUGAUUAUUCGCAGUCUUUCGAAAGAACAUUAGAGAAAGGACGGAGGCACAUUGAAGAUUUGAUGACAAAAUUGGAAAUGGCCGAUGAAUCAUUAGGAAAUCAAGCUGUUGCCUUUUAUCGGAUAGCACUUGAGCGUAGUUUUACCAGAGGUCGGAGAACUGAGCAAGUUGCUGCAGCCUGCCUAUACAUUGCUUGUCGGGUGAAUAACAAACCAUUUUUACUGAUUGACUUUGCCAUUUGGUUAAGUGUGAAUGUUUAUAUCUUGGGUGCUGUUUAUCUUGAGCUUUGCAAAAAAUUAAGCCUGGACGAGCAUCCCUUUGUUCAGAAGCCUGUUGAUCCCAGCCUUUUUAUGCAUCGAUUUACAAGUGCUUUAAUGAAAGGUGAUUAUCAAAAUAAGGUUUCGAGGACUGCGCUUCAGAUAGUUGCCAGUAUGAAGCGAGACUGGAUGCAGACUGGCAGAAAACCGAGUGGGAUUUGUGGUGCUGCACUAUUCAUCUCUGCGCUUUCACAUGGGUACAAAUAUUCGAAAUCUGAGAUUAUUAAAAUUGUUCACAUAUGUGAGGCGACAUUGACGAAAAGAUUGGUCGAGUUUGAGAACACAGAAUCUGGAAGCUUAACAAUCGAGGAAUUCACUCAGAAAGCUGAAGAAUUUGAGAGGGAGAAUCGUUCUAAUAAACUGCAAAAUGUAAAUGCCAGUGAGUCAGAUAAGGUUGAAGUGCUUUGCGAACACAAAGGCAAAGAACCUCAUUUUGCUCACGGGCUUUGCAGAAGCUGCUACAAAGAUUUUCUUGAACUUUCGGGAGGACUUAAUGGAGGAUCCGAACCUCCAGCUUUCCAGGUAGCUGAAAUGAAGAGAUUGGCCAAAGCAUCUGCUGAAAAGGAAGGAUGCCCUGACGAGGCAAAUGACGACGUGUUCAACAAGAAGAAAGAGGCUAUAACAGAGGCAGAAAAUUUUUCUAUCUUUGGAAACCUGGACGCACCCUUUAAUGGCACUAAUGCCGAAGAUGGUGAUAAUCCAUCCAUGACAGAUGAUGCGGAAAAUCUUUCCGAUAUUGAUGAUUUUGAGGUCAAUUGCUACCUUAAUAGUGAGGAAGAAAGCCGAUUGAAGAAGAUCAUAUGGGAAGAAAUGAAUAAGGAGUACCUCCAGGAACAAGCAGCUAAAGAGGCGGCAGCUGCUGCUGCUAUGAAAGAUCUAGGAUUCGCCUCAGAUGAUGUGCUUGAUGCAAGGAAACUUGCUGCUGCUGCUGCAGCUGCUGUCGCGAAAUCAAGAGAGCAACGAAAGCAGAAGAGAGCUUUGGAAGAGAAAAAUGCAGGCCCUCCUCGAACUGCUGCUGAAGCUACCCGUCAGAUGCUAACCAAAAAGGGAUUAAGUUCAAAAAUCAAUUACGACGAACUGGAUAAACUAUUUGAUGAGGAGUUGCCUUCGAAUGCGAAGAAGUCUCGUGUCGAGUCUGAGCAAGACAACGAGAAAAGUACUGGGAAACUAGCAGAAAAAGAGGAGGAAAACGAAGCGAAAUCGAGCAGUUUGAAUGAGCAGGAAGAGGGUGAAGAGGACAUGGAAGAUGAUGUUGGGGAAGAAAUAUAUGGAGAUCAAAUGUAUGAUCAAAAUGAGUAUUACUAUGAGGAAGAGAAUAAUGAUUUCGAUGAUGAAUUCUGA